Molecule: messenger RNA, 1297 nt
Organism: Eucalyptus grandis
Lineage: Eukaryota; Viridiplantae; Streptophyta; Magnoliopsida; Myrtales; Myrtaceae
Product: PLASMODESMATA CALLOSE-BINDING PROTEIN 3
Exons: 4
Coding region: 367-912 (181 amino acids)
Source: RefSeq, a predicted model, not a curated record
UAAAUUCUGCAUCAAGGGAAAACCAUCACUAUAUAAAGAUGCAUCAUUGAAAUCCUCAAAACCUGAUGAGUUUGCUCAAGAAACCAAAAUCCCUUAAAAAGAAACAAGAAAAACCAGAGAGAGAGAGAGAGAGAGAGCUGCAUUAUUAUUUAGAGAAUGUACUGAACCCUCCAUCACCUCUCAGUCUGUUGCCCUCUCAGUCUGUUGCCUCCGAGAACUAUAACUCUUCAUUUCCAAUACAAGCUCCCCCCAUCUCCAUCCCUCUGUCUCUCUCUCUAUCUCUCUCUCAAUCACCCAUCUGGCUCACAAGCUCCACCGGAGCCCUUGACAGUUCAUCAGCAGCUGCUCUCUAAAACCCCUUCUUCCAUGGCUGUUCUGGUGUUUCUGGUGCUCUUCCUGGCCCUCACUGGCCAUUCAGGUGCAACGUACUGCAUAUGCAAAGACGGGAUCGGUGACCAGGCCCUCCAGAAGAACGUGGACUAUGCCUGUGGAGCGGGGGCCGAUUGCUCGGCCAUCCUUCAGAACGGCGCUUGUUACCAGCCCAACACCGUGAAGGACCACUGCAACUACGCCGUGAACAGCUAUUUCCAGAAGAAAGGCCAGGCCGCCGGUAGCUGUGACUUCGCCGGAACCGCCGCUCCUUCGACUGUUCUUCCAAAUCAACCCUCUGGUUGUGUCUACCCUUCAAGCCCAAGCUCGGUCACCUCCACCACCCCGACCCCGCCAGGCACCAUCACCACCACCCCGCCGGGCACCAUCACCACCACCCCGCCUGCAGGGUUCACUGGCGGCGGCAUAGGGUUAGCCCCCACUGGCAUCAACGACACUAGCGACGCCUUCAAUCUGGUUCUCUUCGGCAGCAUCAAAUCAGUCCUCCUCUCUCUGGCUGUCAUUCCCUUGCUGUGGGGUUAAAAAAAGUUCAAAGGGCAUGUUACCGGUGGAAAAGACAAGUGGUGGGGUGGGGGUUUUGAAUCUGGGGAAGGUCCUCAAAUAGGGACAGGUUUCACCGGGGGUAGAAAUUAUGUGACUUCAGGGGUUUUGUGGUGCAGGACAUAGAAGCAACAAGGCCUGGACCAAUUUUUCUUUAUUUCUUUCAUCUUUUUCUGCCUUCUUUUCUUGAGAAGAAAGGCUUUGGGGAUUUUAUGUACAUGUGGGCUAGGAGCAUAUUCCUUAAAAUUGGAGGGAGUUUUGGUGGUCCGCUAACUUCAGUGAAAAUGGUCUGUCGCUAUCUUUUCUAAGUUUAUAUUUUGUUGAUUCAAUUCAUUUGAUGAAGUUUGUUGCGUUUUGUUUUUGCUUU